CACAAAUAAACUAGGCGUUUUAGAUUGAGUUGGCCCUUUCUUUGCACUUCACUCGCAUUACUCACUCAGCCAUUGCGGCUAGGGUUUUCUCCCGGUUUCUACCGUUUUACGAUUCGUUUUUUUUUCCCUUUUACAGAUCUCUUUCAAUCUCUCAUUCAUAGAUUCAUGGAGUUCUUGUUGUUAAGGUAGGAUUUCGUGGUCGCCUUUCGCGGAGUGCAAUUUCUUUUUAGCUUUUCCGGUAUUGAUUUGAAGAUAGUUCGAAUGGCGACCACAAAUCCAUUUGAUUUGUUGGGUGAUGACGACGCUGAGGACCCAUCGCAGCUAAUUGCCGCCAAGCAUGCGGCGGUUGCGGCGCCUAAGAAAGGUUCUGAUCAUCCUCAGGCUAAACAGGCGGCUGCGGCAGCUAAACUGAACAAACCUGCUAAUCUUCCUUCCAAGCCUCUUCCACCUGCUCAGGCUGUAAGGGAAGCAAAGAAUGAAGGUGGUCGUGGAGGUCGUGGUAGUGGGCGUGGUGGAGGUGGACGUGGAUAUGGGCAAGGGCGUGGCAGUGGUGGCUUCAAUCGUGAGUCUGCCAAUAACGAGUACUCAUUUAGUAGUAACCCUGAAGAUGGAGAGACUGGAAGGACAACAGAAAGACGUGGUGGAUAUGGUGGACCUCGUGGUCGUGGUGGCCGUCGUGGUGGUUUUAAUAAUGGAGAUGCUGUUGAUGGUGAACACUCUCAUGGUCUAUUUGAACGCCACAGCGGAACUGGCCGUGGAAAUGAAUUCAAGCGUGAAGGGUCUGGGCGUGGGAACUGGGGAAAGCCAACUGACGAAUUUCCUGAGGUUGCAGAGGGAGUCAAUGAAUCUGAGAAGAAGUUAGGUGAUGAGAAGCCCGUUCAUGAGGUUGAUACUGCAGGUGUCAACACAGAGAACUCUGCAAAAGAAUCGGAGGAAAAAGAACCAGAAGACAAGGAAAUGACUCUGGAGGAGUAUGAAAAAUUGCUGGAGGAGAAAAGGAAGACCCUUCUGGCACUAAAAACUGAGGAGAGGAAGGUGGAUCCUAAGGAAUUUGCAUCCUUGCAACAGCUUUCAAGCAAAAAGGAAAACCAGGACGUCUUUAUUAAAUUGGGAUCUGAUAAGGAUAAGCGAAAAGAAACUGCAGAUAAAGAGGAGAGAACUAAGAAGUCUUUGAGUAUUAAUGAGUUCUUGAAGCCAGCAGAAGGGGAGAGACACUACACUCCAGGCGGUCGAGGUAGGGGCCGGGGCCGUGGUGGAAGGGGAGGUUAUGUUGGCAGCUCGGCGAGCAGCAAUGUUCCAGCCCCGUCGAUUGAGGAUCCGGGGCAGUUCCCAACCUUAGGUGCGAAAUGAAUAAUCUGAAUAAAUUGCACUCAAAACUGUGUAUAUGGUUUUGGGGCGGUCUCUUUUAUGUGGGGCAGGGCAAGAAGUUAACUAGAAUAAUAUAGUUUUUCCUUCCCUGUAUUAAAAAGAGUUGCAAAUUUUAUUUGUUUGAAUGUAAAUUGUCAAAGCCAUGUAUUUUCUCGUCACACUUUUCUAUUAUGUGUUUUUCAACUGACUUACCAGAUCAAACUAUUUAUUUAUGCCAUUUUAGCUUGUACCA
Messenger RNA from Benincasa hispida (wax gourd), 1600 nucleotides. RefSeq names its product RGG repeats nuclear RNA binding protein A-like. The record is from RefSeq and is a predicted model, not a curated record. Gene Ontology annotation, molecular function: mRNA binding. Gene Ontology annotation, cellular component: nucleus; cytoplasm. NCBI's taxonomy places the organism in Eukaryota, Viridiplantae, Streptophyta, Magnoliopsida, Cucurbitales, Cucurbitaceae.